AUGCUUGAUGACACAUAUGCCGAAAUUUGCUUUAAUCAUAAAAGAUAAAAAAAAGGCACGCCUUCUAAAUAAACAACGACAUUUAAAUCAAAACAAGAUGUUUAAUUAUUCGUGGAUCAAAUACAAGCCUAAGUAAAAUUGCCACCAUUGGAGCAUGAAUUCUAUUUAAAUUAAUUUCGCUCUCCAAGUCUUUCAAAGCAGCAUCAAUAUUAAUGCUCUAAAAGUGUCUUAGUGAAAAAAUAAACUAAAAAUAGCAGGCUAAAUAGUUUGAUAUCUGAUAUUAGUACACUUGAAGAAGGAGUUCUAAAAACAUUUUAAUAAAUUCAAGAUUCGUUUUCUAAAGAAAAAAAUAGAUUAUAAGAAUAAGAAUCAAAGUUUGCUUUGUUGCUAGAAAAUUUAGAAUAAAAAAAUCAUAUAACAAAUACAAAUUGGAAAACUUUAAUUAAACAUCACUUUAAGAACCUUAAUGAGUAUAUAGAUUUUGCAACUAAGGAUAUUAAGGAGGAAAAGAGUUUCGUUUAUUCUCAUUAAAUAUCUGCUAGAAAUCAUUAUAUGUUUGUUGAUAACGAAAUAAGGAGAAAUUUUAUAAGAAAAAGAUAAACAAGAAUAUGA
Molecule: messenger RNA, 612 nt
Organism: Paramecium tetraurelia
Lineage: Eukaryota; Ciliophora; Oligohymenophorea; Peniculida; Parameciidae
Exons: 1
Source: RefSeq, a predicted model, not a curated record